This is a messenger RNA of Leptidea sinapis, 1459 nucleotides long. Its product is annotated as probable cytochrome P450 49a1. NCBI's taxonomy places the organism in Eukaryota, Metazoa, Arthropoda, Insecta, Lepidoptera, Pieridae. The record is from RefSeq and is a predicted model, not a curated record. The transcript is spliced from 6 exons. Gene Ontology annotation, molecular function: iron ion binding; oxidoreductase activity, acting on paired donors, with incorporation or reduction of molecular oxygen; heme binding. Bases 236 to 1297 code for a protein of 353 amino acids.
AAUUCGCCCAGAGAAGCGGGCGGCAACGGCUAGUUAAAUAAAUAAAUAUACCUUUUUCCCGGUUGUAACUAGUUGGUACAUAUUGUAAUUCCUAAUAAAUUUGGUUUUCGUAAACAGGCACGGUGCUCCGUGGUCUAAGUUUAGAUCAAAGGUAUCAAAGUCGCUAACAGCUCCGGAAGUGGCUAGAUCAAGCGUACAAUGCUUGGAUGACGUCGCGUCAGAUUUUGUUAUCAAAAUGGAACACAUGUUGGAUGAAAAUAGAGAACUACCGAAGGAUUAUCUUACUGAGCUUUACAAAUGGGCGCUUGAGUCUGUUGGUGCGUGGGCCUUAGGUACCAGAUUGGGAUGCUUAGACGAACACGAUACUACUGCAAAGGAAAUUAUAAAAAACAUCCACGGGUUCUUUCACAGCGUGCCCGAAUUGGAGCUAUCAGCUCCUUUAUGGAGACUGUACUCUACUGCUGCAUAUAAAACUUAUGUGAACGCUUUAGACUCGUUUCGAAUACUUUGUUUACAACGAUUCACUGACAAAGGAGUCUGCGCACACGUGUCUAAGACUUAUGGCGAAAAGGCAGCAAGCAUAUUAGCAUUGGAUUUGCUUUUGGUUGGAGUUGACACCACCGCUGCUGCCGCGGCAAGUUCUAUUUAUUUGUUAUCAAAAAAUAUCAGAGCUCAAAAACGUCUCCAAAAAGAGUUAGAUGGACAUUUUCCUAGUGGCCGAAGUUUAAUCAGCAAAGAUUUAGAUCAACUACCUUAUUUGCGUGCAUGCCUCAAAGAAGCCCUUAGAAUCAAGCCUGUUAUACUAGGAAACGGAAGAUGCAUUCAGUCUGACACUAUUAUAUCUGGCUAUGAAGUGCCGAAAGGAUCUCACGUUGUGUUCCCGCAUUACAUCAUGUCAAAUGAAGAGCGAUACUUUCCAUCCCCUGACCAUUUUGUACCGGAGAGGUGGUUGAGAGGGACGAACACUCCAAAUGAUACAUUGAAAUGUAUAGAUGACAGUUCAAGACAUGAACAUGAAAUGGCAUUACAUAUUUGUAAGAGACAGAGAGAGAUAGGCAUACAUCCGUUUGCAUCGCUUCCCUUCGGCUACGGGCGGCGAAUGUGUAUCGGAAAAAGGUUUGCUGAAGUCGAACUUCUUCUGCUGUUGGCCAGGGUAUUCAUGAAUUACGACGUAUCAUGGCGACACAACGAGCUUACGUAUAGUGUCACCCCAACGUACGUGCCCAACGAACCACUGCAGUUUCGACUCGAUCGAAGGGUGCCUAGUCAAGCUUCCAGCACCGUGACACUAAAGUGACGGUAGUUAUGAAAUAAACAUAACAUGACCCUCUCAGCGUUCAUGUUGAAGUCUCAUUUAAUAUUGUAAUCAUGUUAGGACGUUUUAUAAAUGCCUAUUAUCUUACCAAAAUUGUCCCAAUAUAAACUGAUUUAUUGAUUUUUUUUACCUUCAUAUAAUAAU